AACUGAAUCAUCAAGUCCUCGCAUCUCUACUACAAAAAUAUUUCUGUGAACUCAAAUAUUUCUUCUUAAGAAAAACACAAAGAAAGAUCAACAUGGCAUUCGGAUUGUCUGGCUUUGUUCAGGGCAAGAAGGCUCUCCGAAGAUCGCUUUCAGGCAACAAAGAAGCACCUUUGAAGUCUGCAACCAUUCCAAAAGGCUGCUUUGCUGUCUAUGUUGGAGAAGAUCAGAAGAAGCGUUAUGUAGUACCUCUUUCGUACCUAAAUGAGCCUGCAUUUCAAGACUUGCUGAGUAUGGCAGAAGAAGAAUUCGGAUAUGAGCAUCCAAUGGGUGGACUCACAAUUCCAUGCAGAGAAGACAUCUUCAUUGAUAUCACAUCUCAGCUGAAUUGAUUGUAAUAUGUAGCUUUGACAUAGAUUCACUAGAACACAAUUUUGUAGAUCAUAUACUUUUUGACUCUGAGAAACUAGUAAAUAGAAAUUACUCAUUUGAUUAAUA
Humulus lupulus (European hop) is the source of this 495-nucleotide messenger RNA. RefSeq names its product auxin-responsive protein SAUR21-like. The transcript has a single exon. Bases 93 to 389 code for a protein of 98 amino acids. Gene Ontology annotation, biological process: response to auxin. The record is from RefSeq and is a predicted model, not a curated record. Lineage: Eukaryota; Viridiplantae; Streptophyta; Magnoliopsida; Rosales; Cannabaceae.